This is a messenger RNA of Saccharomyces eubayanus, 1071 nucleotides long. RefSeq names its product uracil-DNA glycosylase (gene UNG1). Gene Ontology annotation, biological process: base-excision repair, AP site formation via deaminated base removal; base-excision repair. The record is from RefSeq and is a predicted model, not a curated record. NCBI's taxonomy places the organism in Eukaryota, Fungi, Ascomycota, Saccharomycetes, Saccharomycetales, Saccharomycetaceae. The transcript has a single exon. The coding region runs from base 1 to 1071 and encodes 356 amino acids. Gene Ontology annotation, cellular component: nucleus; mitochondrion. Gene Ontology annotation, molecular function: uracil DNA N-glycosylase activity.
AUGAGGAGAUCGUGGACGUAUUUGGCUAUGACGGUGAAUCAAAAGAGGAAACAGACCACCAUUGAGGAUUUCUUUGGUGCCAAAAAGACUGCUACUGGGACACCCAGUAAGAAAGCUAAGACGAGCGCCACUUUUACGAGCGUGACAAAAGAUGCAGUUACGAAGAUUGAAACAAAGGACGUCGUAAAGGAGGCCACUGCUAGCAAAGAUCUUGUGAAUUCAGAUGUUAAAGGUGAUUUUUCAGGACAUUUAAGCACGAAUUUGCGUGACUUACUAUCAUUAGAGAUCAACACAAUCGAUGAUUCGUGGUUCCCACACUUGAUGGAUGAAUUCAAAAAGCCAUACUUUGUGAAGUUAAAACAGUUUGUCACUAAAGAACAGACUGAUCACACCGUAUUCCCGCCACCUAAUGACAUUUACUCGUGGAGCCGGCUGACACCAUUCAAUAAGGUUAAAGUCGUGGUUAUCGGCCAGGACCCAUAUCAUAACCAUAACCAGGCACAUGGUUUGGCGUUUAGCGUCAAACCCCCCACGCCAGCCCCACCUUCUUUGAAGAACAUAUAUAAAGAACUGAAGCAAGAGUAUCCUGAUUUUGUUCAGGAUAAUAAAGUCGGAGAUUUAACGCACUGGGCUUCACAAGGUGUUCUAUUGCUUAACACGUCAUUGAGUGUGAGGGCGCACAAUGCAAACUCACAUUCUAAGCAUGGAUGGGAAACGUUCACGAAAAGAGUUGUCCAACUGUUGCUCCGGGACAGAGAAGCUGACGGGAAAAGUUUGGUGUUUCUCUUAUGGGGGAAUAAUGCCAUUAAGCUAGUAGAGUCUUUGUUGGGUUCCACUUCCGUGGGAGCUAGUAGUAAGUAUCCGAAUAUCAUGGUGUUGAAGUCGGUACAUCCAUCUCCACUAAGUGCAAGUAGGGGUUUUUUUGGUACUAAUCAUUUUAAAAAGAUCAACGAUUGGCUAUAUAAUGCUCGAGGAGAAAAAAUGAUAGAUUGGAGCGUAGUUCCUGGAACGUCUCUAAAGGAAGUUGAAGAGGCAAAUGCGCGACUGGAGCCAAACUCAGAAGAGCUUUAA